AUGGCAGAGGCUGUUGUUUAUGUUGUGCUUGGGAAAAUUGCUGCUAGUUUGGGGCGAGAUGCUAUAAAUGCAAUAGGAAAAGAAGCAUCGGAUUUACUUGAAGCUGAGAACAACAUGAAGCAGCUUGAGAUUGAAUUUAGAGUUAUGAAAGCUUUUCUAAUCCAAGUAACAAUGUGCUCAUCACGUAAUCUGGCUUUUGAUGCGUGGCUUGAUGAGGUAAAGAGGGUUUCACAUGACGCUGAGGAUGUAAUUGACGGGUAUGAAUACCUGCUUGGACAAUCAAAUACACAAGGUUGUAGUUCACUGAAGAAACUAUGGCGCCGUUCCAAACAUGCGGGUGGUUGGCGAAGCAUUACUGAACAGCUUAAGCAGAUUGAGGUCCGCCUUUCAAAGCUCACAAACAUGAGAGAUCGUUAUGGUAUUGCAAUCAAUGUAGAAGAAGUUAACCACACAAGCCAGAAUGGUCAGCUGGAACAUGCUCUGGACUCAACAUGUAUAAACAUCGAGGAUGAGGUGGUCGGGAUUGAAGAAGAAACAUCAUGGCUCGUACAACAGUUGAUACACGGGCAAGAAGAACGAACAAUCGUCUCUGUCUGUAGUAUGGGUGGUUUAGGCAAGACGACUCUUGUCCGCCAGGUCUAUAAAAAGGAUGAAAUUAAGCACAAUUUUGACUGUUCUGCAUGGAUUUCAGUUUCUCAAAGUUACAACAUUGAACAUCUGUUGAGGGAACUAUUAAAGCAGCUCCAGGAGAAGGAAAAGGACAUCCCUCGUCAGGUUGGCACUAGGGAUGCUGCAAGCUUGGUACAAACACUAACGGACUUCUUGCAGGACAAAAGGUAUUUGAUUGUCUUGGACGACAUGUGGGGUCGAGAUGCCUGGGUAUUAGAGCCUUAA
Triticum turgidum subsp. durum (durum wheat) is the source of this 894-nucleotide messenger RNA. The record is from the annotation of a GenBank genome assembly. Lineage: Eukaryota; Viridiplantae; Streptophyta; Magnoliopsida; Poales; Poaceae.